Penicillium cinerascens is the source of this 3165-nucleotide messenger RNA. RefSeq names its product FAR11/STRIP family protein. Gene Ontology annotation, biological process: cytoskeleton organization. The transcript is spliced from 5 exons. The coding region runs from base 1 to 3165 and encodes 1054 amino acids. NCBI's taxonomy places the organism in Eukaryota, Fungi, Ascomycota, Eurotiomycetes, Eurotiales, Aspergillaceae. The record is from RefSeq and is a predicted model, not a curated record. Gene Ontology annotation, cellular component: cytosol.
AUGGAAACACCACCUUCAGCAAGCGAUGCUGCUGUUCCGGAGCAGCACAUAGUCAAGGCCGACGAAGUUGACCAGACCGGAACGGAUAUUUCGCCCGUCCCUGAUGAGCAAUUGAUGGAGGAGGUUGCGGAGGGCCUGCGGCAAGAGCAGGCCUCCUCCGCCGCACCCAUGACGGAGACUUCUGCUGAGAACCGGCCUGUAAAUGUACCGAAACGACCAGAGCUUCGCCGAGAGGGAUCAGCACCUCCUCCACCGCUGCAACCCCCUCCUCCCGCCCCCGUUCAGCAGAAUGCGGAUCGACCCCCGGACUCGCUCAGCCUGGCACAGCUCCGAAGGUUGGUGCAGGAGAUGCCAAAAGUGGAACAGCCUGCAUAUGCAUUUGAGUAUGCAGAUGCGCAGCCGUUCCCUGAAGAGAUCGAGGAGUGGUUCCAAUACAACGAAUUCGACCGCGUUAUGUUAAUGGGAAUGAAAGCGACCUUUGAUCGCCAAUGGAGCGCUUUUGGUGAACAAAACGGUUUCAAACCUGGUGACCUCUCGUGGAUAGAUGCACAAGACGACCUUCGUCGGACAUUUAUGAACCAAUCCCUCGACAAGGUGCGACAUGCCGAAGCCUCGACGCGCUUGGAGGCAUUAGAGAACAUUUGCUACGCUGUCACAGGCGUGUGGGGGCUUACAGCAGGACGCGCUGCACCGGAUUACUCUACGAGUUCAGAUCCGCGAACAGCGGCAGAAACUCCUCGGUAUAAGUCGCUGCAGAUUUCAUGGAUCGAGCAGAACGUCUUGCUUCUUCAGCAAUGCUCUGGCAUCCCACUUUUGGUCGAGAAGUUGUCCCAUUUGUUUGACAAGAAUCGCUCUCCAUUAGGGCCCGACUCAGAUGGAAGUGAGUUUGAAAAACUCAACCCGGGUGAUAUCGCAGCCCCCGAGCGCGAGGCCAACUUGGUCCUUACUGUGCUCUAUUUUAGCAUCGAGGUUGGCCGAAGACAAGAAGCUCAAAAUCCUCAGUGCAUUUUGAUUCGUGACGCGCUGGCCGAGUCGAAUACUUGUCUAUUAGUCACCAUUGUUGAAAUAAUUGCCCGGUUAAGAUGGGACGAGUCCGCGAAUAUUCCUCUUACCAGAAUCAUUCUUUUGCUUUGGAAGUCACUACUCCUUGUUUUUGGUGGCAGUGAUGAAUUGAGGAGGGCCAAAGAGGUGCUCGAGCCAAGUCUCCCUCCUCAAGAGGAUUCUGCAACCCGCCGGACGCCAUUUUUGACUGCGUCUCCUCUAGACUAUCACCUCUUCCGCCAGGAGAUUACCUCAAAAUACCCCGCCUACAAUCCUCCUGUCCCAAUUGUUCCCCUCGAACUCGAGAACAACUCGAUUCUACCUCCUCUUCCGCAACACCCUACAAGGUCAAAUUCGUCCAGUGGCCUCUUUUGCGGAGUCGGUCCCCCGAUCGCUGGUGGAAAUGGCUCUAUUCUUCAUCAAGCUGUUCACAUUGCCACUCCGGCUCCAUCUCCACCUCCGUCCCCCAUCGGACCUGGAGGAAAAGCUGGCAAGAAGCAGAACUACCAGACUAAUCAAAACUUCCCACUCAUGUAUCCUCCUUUAGACGAUUCUAGCAAUCGGAUCGGUGGAAAGGGCACGACUGAACGCCAGGAUGUGCUGGUUGGGAAGCGAUGGGAGGGCAGUGAUGUCCCGGCGUCAAUCAUUGAGGCUGGCAAGCUUUUCUCAACCCACGUCAAGAUGACUCGCGCGAUGCAACAACUCUGGGGUGAACGCGAGAAUUUCAUGAAGUACGACCGAGGCUGGAAUUUUGAACAGCCUUAUCGCGUACCCGGGUCACUGGUGCCCGAUGAUGUGUCUCUUGAGAUGGACCAGCUGGACCUGUCAGACAGCACACAAUCAUCCCAGCCCAAACCAGCGGAGAAGGAAACGAACGAUCCAGAUGUCCAGAGACGACUUGAUGCCGUUGAAACGUUCUAUGCUCAUACUUUGGCUCAUCUGCAGUCUAUCACGAUCGUUUUCUUGAAGAUCAUUUUGACCAAUGUCAGUGCUGUGGUCAAUCAGGCGAACACAUCUGCUUCUCAAAGCAUGAGCAACGGCCACGGUGUGAAUGGCUCAGCCGAUUUCUUCCCUGAUACAUCUAUUGACGAACUCGAUAAUAUCCGGUUACGUGAGAUCACUGGCAAGGCCGUUUCUGGAACUUUGCUGCUUAUGUUGAAGUGGUUCAAACGUUCCCAUAUUCUGAAAUUCGAAUAUAUGACUCAGCUCCUGCUCGACUCGAACUAUCUGCCUCUGAUCCUUAAGAUGUUUGCUCAUCAGGAUGUCGAUCAGGUUGUGGCACAAAAGAACGACCGUGAAGACUUGUCAUUUUUCUAUUUCUGCGCUGAGAAUUCGGAUCACCACGCUGAAUUUGAAGAUCCCGACGGAGAUACUGAGAGUGAAGACGAGGCUGUGCCACCCCCAAUCUCCCGACAGCGCCCCAAUUUAACCAGAGGAAAUACCUCUGUGCGACUUUCACCUGAAGAAUGCGUUACCGAUGGCCUAGGCGGUCCGACACGCCCGGAGGUUGAUGAAUUGGGCUAUCCCACCGCGCCUUUACCGAAGGAGCCGAUCACCACCUUCUCAUUUCGAAACUUUUUCUCCGCCAUUAAUUACCUCCACAUCAUGCAGAAGAUCACUCGCGACAAAGCGCACCGCUGCCUUCUUCUCGUCCAGUACAAGUCAAGUACCAUUCUCCGCAAGGGUCUCAAGAUCCCUGACCCUCACCUCCGCUUCUACACCCUGAAGUUAUUCAAGUCGCAGGUGCCCUACUGCGGCCGGAAAUGGCGCCAGAGCAACAUGCGCGUAAUCACCGCUAUCUACCUAUAUUGCCGACCAGAGUUGCGCGACGACUGGCUUGCGGGCUCCGAUGUUGAUGCUGAGGUGGAAGAGGCGCUGCCGUUGGAGCAAGCUCUUCGCGGAUUGACGCAUUGGUGGCAUCUGCGACAGUACAAAGACAUUAUGGGCGGACCGGAAGGGCCGUCUAUAAUGGAAGAGGAGCGUGACUUUUUCGUCCGAGAAUUGGAGUCUAUGGGAUGGGGUUGGGCGGAGGAGAUUUGUGAGGAUUCCGAUUUAGGUCACAGCCAUAUGAUGAAUGGGACGGAGUGGGAAGGGGCUCCGAUCCAGAUGGAGGGCUGGUCAUGA